This is a messenger RNA of Dipodomys spectabilis (banner-tailed kangaroo rat), 2163 nucleotides long. RefSeq names its product proprotein convertase subtilisin/kexin type 9-like. The record is from RefSeq and is a predicted model, not a curated record. NCBI's taxonomy places the organism in Eukaryota, Metazoa, Chordata, Mammalia, Rodentia, Heteromyidae. The coding region runs from base 1 to 2163 and encodes 720 amino acids. The transcript is spliced from 14 exons. Gene Ontology annotation, molecular function: serine-type endopeptidase activity. Gene Ontology annotation, biological process: proteolysis.
AUGGGCACCGACGGCUCCGGGAGGGUGCGGUGGCUGCUGCGGGCCCUGCCGCUGGUCCUGCUGCUGCUGCUGAGCCCUGCGAGAGAGGCCACACUGGCCCAGAAUGAAGACUUCUUUGUGUUUUACAAGUGGAAAAUCAUUUCCAACCUAUCCUUCCAUUACAGUAAUGAGAAACCAAGGCCCACAGAGCCUCUUCUCUCCCUGUGGAAACGGCCUUGCUCUGAUUCCCUGGACUUGAGUGCCUGGAAGGUGCCCAACACCUACCUCGUGAUGUUCACGGAAUCCGAGAGACAGCAGAUGGAGAGUAUUGUCCACCACCUUCAGAGCAAGGCUGCCAGGCGGAGCUUCAAGUUCGAAGUGCUGCACGUCUUCAAAGACCUCUUUCCUGGCAUCCUGAUGAAAUCUGACAAAGUGAGCACACUGGAUCUGCCUGUGCCCGCAGCUAAGGUCCUGAGUCUGAGGCAGGUGAAGUUUAUCGAGGAGGAUUCCUUUGCCUUUGCACAGAGCCUCCUGUGGACCCCGCAUCUGAUUUUCCGUCACCGGAACCACAUUCAGAGCAUCCUGUGGAACCUGCGGCGGAUUUCUCCUGAGUGGAACCAGUCUCAUAGCUUCAACCACAGCAAGAGGGACAACCCCGUGGAGGUGUAUCUCUUGGGCACUAGCAUCCAGCCUAAUCACAUGGAAAUUAAGGGCAGGAUCAACAUCUCUAACUUUGAGAGAGUGCCUGAGGAGGAGUGGCAGAGCACCAGUGCGCCCAGGACACAGGACAAUUGUGAAAGCCAUGGCACCCACCUGGCAGCCCUGGUCAGCGGUCAGAAUGUUGGCGUGGCCAAGGACAUCAAGAUACACAGCCUGCGUGUGCUCAACUGCCAAGGGAAGGGCACCGUCAGCAGCAUCGUCAUGGGCUUGGAGUUUCUUUGGAAACAGCUGGUCUCCAAUCCCUCCAAGCGCAUGGUAGUGCUGCUGCCAAUGGUGAGUGGGUACAGUCAGAGCAUCAACGAUGCCUGCAAGCGCCUGGCAAGGGCUGGAGCAGUGCUGGUGGCCGCUGCGGGCAACUUUCAGAGCAAUGCCUGUGCCUACUCUCCAGCCUCGUCUCCUGAGGUCAUCACUGUUGGAGCUGUCAAUUUCCUGGACCAGCCUUUCACCCAGGGACCUCUGGGGACCAACUAUGGAUCCUGUGUGGACAUCUUUGCUCCUGGGAAAAGCAUUGUCAGUGCUGACAAAGACUGUACCAUUUGUUAUGUAAGAAAGAGUGGGACCGCGCAGGCCGCUGCCCAUGUGGCUGGCAUUGCAGCCCUGAUGCUCACUGCCCAGCCAAACCUCACUGUGGCUGAGCUGAAGCAGAGGCUGCUCCACUACGCUAUCAGCAAUGCUAUCGAUGACACCUGGUUCCCAGUAGAACAGCGAGUCAAGACCCCCAACCUGGUGGCUGCACUGCCCCCAAGCACCCAGGAAACAGGUGGACAGCUGUUCUGCAGGACUGUGUGGUCAGAAUCCAGGGGCCUCAGGCUGACACACGCUGCUGAGGCUCACUGUGACCCGGAGGAGGAGCUGCUGGGCUGCUCCAGUUUCUCCCAGAGUGGGAAGCGGCAGGGCGAGCGUGUGAGGAUCCUAGGAAACAGACGUGUUUGCCUGGCAUUUGGAGAUAGUCAGGUUUCUGCGGUGGCCAGAUGCUGCCUGCUCCCCCGAGCCAACUGCAGCGUCCACACAGCUCCUCCAGCCUUGGUGGGGCUGAAGACCUACACCCACUGCCCGGAUCCUGACCAAGUCCUCACAGGCUGCAGCUCCCAUUGGGAGGUGGAGAAUCUUGGUGUCUUCCCACAUACCACACCUAAGAGAGGUACUAAUCUGCCCAGACGGUGUGCGGGACACAAGGAGGCCAGUGUCCAUGCUUCCUGCUGCCAUGCUCCGGGCCUGCAGUGUACAACGAAGAAGUACAGGCCUUUAAGCCCCUUGGAGAAGGUCACCGUGAGCUGUGAUGCAGGCUGGACCCUGACCAGCUGCAAUGCCCAUCCUGAGAACUCAGUCACCCUGGGAGCUUUCCCUGUGGACAACACAUGUGUGGCGAAGCACCAGGAUCCUGACGAAACAGGAAGGACCAGUGAGGAGUUUGUAAUAGUCAUCGCCAUCUGCUGCCGCAUCCAGUCUUCAGGACAAGCAUAG